UAAAUUUGUUUCGCUUUCAGGCAUCAUAAAAGUAAACGCUCUUCCGGUUAAAGUUACGCGAUAGAAUCAUUGACGGUAACUAAUAACCAUGAAAUUUAAUCGACUUGUUUCUUCUUCGCGCCGAAAAAACCGAAAGAGGCAUUUUACAGCACCGUCUCAUAUUCGAAGAAGACUUAUGUCGGCUCCUCUGUCGAAAGAACUUCGGCAGAAAUAUAAUGUUCGUUCUAUGCCAAUUCGCAAAGAUGAUGAAGUUCAGGUUGUGCGUGGACAUUAUAAAGGACAACAAGUUGGCAAAGUUGUUCAAGUAUACAGGAAAAAAUUCGUCAUAUACAUAGAAAGAAUUCAACGUGAAAAAAUUAAUACUGCUAAUGUGUAUGUUGGUAUUGAUCCCUCUAAGACAGUCAUUGUAAAAUUAAAAAUGGAUAAAGAUCGUAAGAAGAUUAUUGACAGAAGAAGUAAAGGUAGGCUUGCUGCAUUAGGCAAGGAUAAGGGCAAAUAUACUGAAGAUUCAACUGCUGCCAUGGAAACUUCAUAAAUUUAAAAUAUAGCUUCAUUUAUAAAAUUUAAUAAAAAUGUUAACAUUGGAA
Messenger RNA from Apis dorsata (giant honeybee), 587 nucleotides. RefSeq names its product 60S ribosomal protein L26 (gene RpL26). Gene Ontology annotation, molecular function: structural constituent of ribosome; RNA binding. Bases 89 to 535 code for a protein of 148 amino acids. Lineage: Eukaryota; Metazoa; Arthropoda; Insecta; Hymenoptera; Apidae. The transcript has 4 exons. Gene Ontology annotation, biological process: cytoplasmic translation; ribosomal large subunit biogenesis. Gene Ontology annotation, cellular component: ribosome; cytosolic large ribosomal subunit. The record is from RefSeq and is a predicted model, not a curated record.